Chiroxiphia lanceolata (lance-tailed manakin) is the source of this 3815-nucleotide messenger RNA. RefSeq names its product tripartite motif containing 28 (gene TRIM28). Bases 570 to 3131 code for a protein of 853 amino acids. The record is from RefSeq and is a predicted model, not a curated record. Gene Ontology annotation, cellular component: chromatin; nucleoplasm; RNA polymerase II transcription regulator complex. Gene Ontology annotation, molecular function: transcription corepressor activity; zinc ion binding; ubiquitin-protein transferase activity. The transcript is spliced from 18 exons. Gene Ontology annotation, biological process: innate immune response; positive regulation of DNA-templated transcription; negative regulation of DNA-templated transcription. Lineage: Eukaryota; Metazoa; Chordata; Aves; Passeriformes; Pipridae.
GGAACUUGGAGGGACACUGGGGGGACACUGGAGUCACUGGGGGGACAUAACGGGGAACACUGCGACACAAAGAGGGGACACUGUCCCAGGGCCACCGGUGCUCAGGGCCCCUCAGCCUCUGGUCCCAGUGUCAUGCGGGGCCCUCCCAGUAACGCCCCCAGUACCCUCGGCAGUCCCAGUAAUCUCAGUGCCCCCAGUAAUCUCAGUGCUCCCAGUAGCGUCCAGUGCUCCCAGUAUCCCCGGUCUGCAGCGCAUUGAUUCCCCGACCUGUCAAUCAUCGCCUCCGCCCCUCCUCUUCGCCGAGCUCGGAAGCCGAUUGGCCAAGCGUCACGUCUCUACAAUCCCCGCCCUCCCCGUGGCGCUUCCACCGCUGAUUUGCCCGUUCUCCUUCCCGCCCUUUCUCUCCCGCCUGCUCCUCUCCUAUUGGCCCCUCACCCCGUCAAUCUCUCGUCCUCCCUCCCCCUUUCAUUGGCCCCUGCUCUGUCCAUCAGGUUCGGCGGGCGGUGAUUGGCCGGGGCGGGGGGGCGGGAGCGGAAGCCGUGAGGGGGCUGAGGGGAGACCGGGCCACCAUGUCGGGCCCUGAGGCGGCGGCGGCGGCCAGGACGGGCCCGGAAGGGGCCGGGAAGGGCCCGCGAGCGGAGCCCUUGGGGCACCUGGAGCUGCUGGAGCACUGCGGGCGCUGCCGGGAGCGCCUCAGCCCCCAGCGGGACCCGCGGCUCCUGCCCUGCCUGCACUCGGUGUGCGGGACCUGCCUCGGCGGAGAUGGAGCGGUGUUCGAGUGCCCCGUGUGCCGCUACCAGUGUCCCCUGGGGGACAUCCUGGACAACUUCUUCCUGCAGGACAGUGGGGCUGGAGCCACCGCAGGGCCUGAGCCCCGCCAGAGCUGCAGCAGCUGCGAGGACAACGCGGUGGCCACGAGGUUCUGCGAUGACUGCGCCGAGCCCCUGUGUGACACCUGCGUGCAGGCCCAUCUCAGGGUCAGGUACACCCGGGGCCACUCCGUCAGGGACAUCGGCUCAGCCCCGCCCCGUUCCGGUGCCAGUCCCGCUCUGGGGCCGUGCCCAGAGCACCCGGAGGAGCCCCGGGAUCGGUUCUGUUCCAGCUGUUCCACCCUCGUGUGCCACCUGUGCCAGCUCAGCACCCACCAGGGCCACCGUUCCCAGAGUGUUCCUGAGGCGGCUCGUGAGCAGCAGUCGCUGCUGCUGGACGUGUCCCGCUGCCUCAGCACCAAACUGGCCUCGCUGCAGGACUGCCAGCGGCACCUGCGGGGCCUGCAGCGCCAGGGCUCGGAGGCGCAGCAGCGGCUGCAGGUGGAGGUGAAAAUGGCCAUCCUGCAGGUCAUGAGGGAGCUCAACAAGCGCGGCAAGGUCCUGCUCGGGGAGGCCCAGAAGGUGACGGAGAUGUGGCAGGAGGAGCUGGAGCGGCGGCUCCGGGCGCUGUCGGAGCUGCAGAAGCACCACGAGCUCGUCAUGUGCUUCGUGUCCCGGGCCAUGGGCACCUCCCGGGGCACUGCCCUGCUGCUCUCCCACAGACUGAUCCAUUCCCAGAUCCAGCGGAGCCUCCGUGUCCCAGUGGAGCGUGAGGAGCCCCCGGGGGAGCUGAAAUUCCAGUGGGAUCUUCCCGCCUGGACCAAGAGCGCCGAGAACUUCGGCACCAUCAUCUCGGAGUGGCCCCUGCCCCGCCCCGGGAGCCCCCCCCCUGCCAUGAGGCCCCGAGAUCCCCCCCCGGCCCCACAGGUGGUGAGCAACGGGCAGGUGACCCCCAGGCUGCUCUUUCAGCCCCCCCAGAACAGGGCUGGAGGGGGGGCACAGGAGGCCCCCUGGGGGUCCCCCCCAAUUGGGCGGGAGGCUCUGGGCCCCCCCCUCCCACCUCAGUUUCCCUCCGGGAUCGAGGGCUUGGAAUGUCCUGACUUGUCCCCCCCACACCUGGAGCCGCCGCCGGAGACCCCCAAGCUGGCAGCCACCGGGCCCCCCGAAAACACCGUCACAGGAGGGGACAGGAGGAAAUCUGGGAAUUCCCCCCGGGAGGAAAAGUUUGUUAAGAAGCUGCUCAUUAAACGGAGGCGUCCCCGAGGGUGCCAGGGCCCCCCCCCACGCCCCCUCAAGGUGCCGCGGGUGUCGCUGGAGCGGCUGGAGCUGGGCCUGGCGCUGGACCCGGCCCUGCCCCUGCCCGCCUUCCGCGUCCUGCCGGGGCCCUCGGCCGGGCAGUUCAGCGUCAUCGUCAUCGAGCAGGGGGGGACAGCCCAGGGGACACCACAGGGGACAGCCCAGGGGACAGUGCAGGGGACACCCCAGGGGACACCCCAGGGGACAGCGCAGAGCACACGGCCACAGGGAAACAUCCCCGUCAAGGAGGAGCCUCAGGAAUUGGCCAUCGGGGACCCCGGGGACACCAAGCCCGUGGGGCUGCUGCCCCCUCCCACCGUGGGGGGUGUCCCCAGGGGUGUCCCCUCGGAGGGUGUCCCCUCGGAGGGUGUCCCCUCGGAGGGUGUCCCCACUGAGGGUGUCCCCGUGGGGUGGAGCUGCCGGGUGUGUGGCCGUGCGGGGGCCGUGGUGAUGUGUGACCGGUGCCAGCGCUGCUUCCACCUGCACUGCCACCUGCCCGCCCUGCUCGAUGUGCCCAGCUCCGACUGGACGUGUUCGCUGUGCCAGGAGCUCCCCCUGCCCUCUCAGGGCCCCCUGGGCCAGGGAACCCCCGCCCGACUGAGCCCCCUGGACCAGCAGAGGUGUGAGCUGGUGCUGCUGGAGCUGCUGUGCCACGAGCCCUGCAGGGCCCUGCAGCGCCCGCGCGGCCUUGCGGAGGGGGGUCCCGCCCUGGACCUGACCCUGAUGAGGGCGAAGCUGCAGGAGAAGCUGAGCCCCCCGUACAGGACCCCUGAGGAGUUUGCCAGGGACGCCUGGAGGGUCCUGGGGCAGCUCCAGGGGACCACCGAGGACAAGGUGGGGCUGCAGUCCCUGCUGAGCGUCCAGAGGUUCCUCGAGACCCGCCUGAGCCGCGUCUUCGGGGACAGGAAAUUCUGGGACCACCCAGGGACCCCCCUGCAGCCUGAGCCCCCUCCCCAGGGGGGCUGGGACCACCCGGGGUCACCCCCGGUGUCCUGGGACCCCAAUUCUGCUGCUCCAGGGUCCUGAUCCCCCUCCCCGGGGUCCUGAAACCCUCCCUGGGACCCCAAUCCCCCUCCCCAGGGUCAUGAUCCCCCUCCCAGGGGUCCUGAAAUUCCCCCCAGGACCCCAGUUUGUUCUCUGGGACCCCAAUCCCCCCUCCCAGGAUCCCAAUCCCCCUCACCAGGGUCCUGGUCCCCCCUCCAGGACCCCAGUUCUGCUCCUUGGACCUAUAAAACCACUCCUGGUCCUUCUUCCUUGUGGGUCAGGAUUUGCCAGGCUGUGACCCCGUGGGAGGCCCAGGCUGGAGCAGGGUCCUGGCAGGGACCUGCAGGAGAGGGAAGCCCAGGAUGGAGCAGGUUUUUCUCGGGUAGGACUCGUGGCCCCUGUGGGGGACCCAGGCCAGUACAGCUCAUUCCUGAAGGACUGACCCCACGGAGGAGUGACCCACGGGACAGCAGGUUGGGAAGAGCUGCUGCCCGAGGGAUGGACUCAGGGCAGAGAGAUCCAUCAAGGGGAAGGACUCCAACCCCUCUCCCUGAGCAGCAGCAGAAACAACAACGGACUGUAACCCCCAUUCCCUGUGGCCCUGCACCGCUGGGGAGGAGCAGGGAGAACACGGAAGGAGGGGUGGGGGGAAGGUGUUCUUAAGACUGUUUUAUUUCUCAGUCUUUGGUUCUUAUCCUGUUAGUAAUAAAUUUAAGUACCAUCCCC